Messenger RNA from Striga asiatica, 977 nucleotides. Lineage: Eukaryota; Viridiplantae; Streptophyta; Magnoliopsida; Lamiales; Orobanchaceae. The record is from the annotation of a GenBank genome assembly.
UCCAUCAAAUAAACACCAAAUCUAAUUUUAUUUAUUUAUUAUUAUUUUUUGGUAGCAUUUCUUGAUCCAGCUCUGAUCUGCUAACCCUUUUAUAGCCCUUUUACCUCUCCCUAAAAUUCCCCAUCCAAUAAUUAGGUGGUCUCAUUAGCUACUCUCUCACUGAAUUUCUUUUGAAAUCAUUAGCUUCAGCUUUGGUAAUGGCGAGUGCAGAAUUUGGCGCCCUGGCUCAGUCGUCGCCUCCGUCCACCCUGCCCCAGUAUCCGGAGAUGAUUAUGGCAGCAAUUAAAGGUCUGAGCGAGAAGAUGGGGUCAAAUAAAUCGUCGAUCUCGAAGCAUAUCGAGGCAACCUAUGGCAACCUGCCGCCGGCGCACUCCACGCUGCUCACCCACCACCUCAACCGGAUGAGAUCCACCGGCCAGCUGCUCUUUGUCAAGAACAACUACCUCAUACCCGACCCGAACGCGCCACCGCGCCGCGGCCGCGGCCGUCCCCCGAAGCCCAAAACCCCUCUGCCGCCCGGCAGCGUCCCCCACGCGCCGCGCCCGCGUGGUCGGCCACCGAAAUCCGCGCUAGAUCCGACAUCUCCGCCGCAGCCUCCCAAACCCAAGGCGGCGGGUACGCUAUCUGGGAAGAAACGUGGCCGGCCGCCGAAGGCUGCCGCCGGGGGUGGGGCUCCGGUGCGUCCUCCGGCCACCGAAGGUGUACCUCGCGGGCGUGGGAGACCGCCGAAAGUGAAGGCAGCUGCGACUGCGCCUGUGGGGGCUUGAUUGAAUGAUGACAAUUAGUAUAGGGGCUUUAGUGCUAAUUUAUUGUUCUUCCUUUUAAAAUUUAUUUAGUUUAAGGUUAUUUGUAGUUGGAGUUUAAUUUAGGGUUGGUGGGUGGCAAGCGGAUGAUUGUUGUAACUUUGCUGUAAAUUGAAUGGCGACUUGUGAGGCUGAAAUGAUUAUGUGAUCCAAAAACUAGAGUUCCUUUUCAUA